AUGAACUUUUAAUUAGCUUAUUCUUAAGGAUUUUUGGAAUUACUAUUUCUAAUCUUAAAUCCUUCAUAUAAAUUAGUUUUAUAUAGAUGUUUAAUGCUAUAUUUUGCUUAUAAAGCUGAUCACUAAUUUUAUAGGAAUAAUUCACUUCAGAAUAUUAAUAAGAAAACAAAGUUCAAUUUGGAAAUUUAAUAAAUACUUAUAACAUUUUGUUUUUUCAUUAUGUAUCCAUAGGUGCAUAUAAUUUUAAAAGAAUUUAUAGGCAUAUUAUUUAUGCAUUUAUUGGUGUAAUAAUAUCCAAAAAUGCUUACAUUUUGUGAAUCAUAUGCAUUAUCUUAAUAUAUAAUUGAAUACUAUUAAUUUAAUGGAUAGAAUAUGUUUGAAUAUUUAUCAGAGUUAGUUUUAAUGCUAUCAAUAUUAUCUUAUAUUUUGAUAAUACUAAUUCAUUAAAUACCCAUAAAAGAACUUGCUUUUGGAUUUACAUUUAUUGCAAUUUUUAAAAUAAACUUUUUCUCUAUAUACUAUUAUUUAUAAUAUAGAGGACAUAGUUUAUCAAUUUUAAUUAAUGAAAUAGCAACAUAAGAAUUUGGUACAUAUUUUUUUUUAUAAUUUCUUGGAUUGAUGUUGGUAAUUCCAAUUAGUUAUCUAAAUUUGAAGAAAAUUAUUUAAAGAAAACUAUUCCAUUUCUAGAUAUUUUUCAUUAUAUUAUUAGGAACUUAUUUGAAUAUUAAUUAUACUAAAUUAGCCUUAGCAGUAUUUAUUUGGUUUUUCAUUGUUUUUGAGGGAUUGAGAUAAUAUUAUAGAAAUGAUAUUGAGAUUCUAAAUAAAUAUUCUAAAUUUUUAUUAUCAUUUUGUGACAAAAGAGAUUCAGAAAAAUUAAUAAUAACUCAAAUAUAUUUAUUAAUGGGUGUAUCACAUUCAGUAUUUUUUAGUGUUACUAAUAAAUUUAUUGGGUAUUAUUAUUUAAUAUUAUUUAAUUAGUAUUAUAAUUUUAGGGGUAGGAGAUUCAUUUGCUGCUAUAAUUGGAUCUAAAUUUGGAAAAUUAAAAUAUCAAAAUUAAAGAUCAAUUGAAGGAACAAUAAGUUUUAUACUUGGAUGUUCUAUUGCAAAUUACUUUUUGAAUGGAAAUAUUCAAUUAUGGAUAAUAGCUGCUGCAAUAGAAGCUUAUACUGCAUAAAUUGAUAAUUUGAUUUUACCAAAAAUUUAACUUAAUUAAAUUGUUUAGAUGAUUUAAUUAUGA
Paramecium primaurelia is the source of this 1237-nucleotide messenger RNA. Lineage: Eukaryota; Ciliophora; Oligohymenophorea; Peniculida; Parameciidae. The record is from the annotation of a GenBank genome assembly.